UUUCAAUCCUUGUCUCUCUUCAAACUGCCAAUACAUUCAUGAACUUUGUGAUUUUUGCUGCUUCCUGAGUCGUAACCUUAAGAGCUGUCUGUCUUCUCCCAAUACCCAAAACUGUGUUGUCCAGGUCAAUACAUUCUAUGAUCUCUGGUCCGCUUCCUCCUGGUCGGAGAUUUCUCCUUCCCUUGAUGCCAGCCCUCCCUUCGUCGUCCUCUCCUUGGACGACUGUAUGGAGGACAUUUUAAAUCUCGAUUACAAUCUUUACAGCAGUAACAAACAAACCUUUUUUUUAUCAUUGCAAUGUCUCAUGUGAUCUUGUCACCCUUUCAACUCUUGGAACUCAAUGUCAUUUCUGCACAAGAUCUCGCCAAGGUCUCACGAAAGAUGAAAACCUAUGCAGUUGCAUGGAUCCACCCAGACCGGAAACUUUCAACAAGAAUCGACUCUGAGGGACGCAACAAUCCCACUUGGAAUGACAAGUUUGUUUUCCGCGUGGAUGACAGGUUCCUCCAUGGUGACACCUCUGCUGUCAUGAUUGAAAUCUACGCCCUGCAUUGGUUCCGUGACAUUCAUGUAGGCACCGUCCGUGUCAUUGUUGGGAACCUGAUUCCCCCGCCUGAUCCCCACCAUCACAACCAAUUUCAGAUAGGCAUGCGCUUCGUUGCUCUCCAGGUCCGCCGACCGUCAGGACGCCCCAAGGGGAUUCUUAACAUUGGUGUGGCGCUUCUUGAUAGCUCAAUGCGAAGCAUGCCAUUGUAUUCACAGCUUAGCUCGGCCGUGGGUUAUCGUCAGCUUAUGGGGGAAGAGGACAUGGAUCAUCAUAAAGAUGUUUCUGAUGUUAGCAGUAGUGGCAUCCGUUCCAAUCCCCUCUUGCUUCCUUGGCCUCCGAAAUCUGAAUUAAGACGUACGAAGAGUGAUUCAAGUUCCUUGUUUGGGUCAAUGGUGAUGGAAAAGAAAAGGAUGGUGAUGAAAGGGAAGGGUGCUUCCAUGAUUAGUGGCUCAGAAUCGGAGGAUACGAUGAUGAUGAAUGGAGGGAGAACAAAAGCUAGUUCCAUGGUCAGCGGAUCAGAAUUGGAGAAGAAGAACAAGAAUUGGAGACAAGAAGCCAGUUACAUGAUAAGUGGCUCAGAGAUUGUCAAGAAAGACCAAAAUAAUAAUUUGGUUCUUAGUGAUUCAGAGCUUAAUGGGGCCUUUGCAAAAGCCUCGUUAAGCUCUGAAGCAUUAACAAACGAAAGAUCUGAUGACAAAUCAACCGAAUUGGAUAACAUUGUGAAAACUGUACCGAAAUUUCCAGGGUUGGAUCUUGGAUCUCCGUACAACAACUUCAGGCAUGCAACUCCGAAAAAGGCAAAUUUAAUAAGUAGGCCAGCUAUCACCGAUUCAGAAUUGGGCCCAUCACCAUCAGAGGUGGCGGCAGUAAUGACAAGAAAGAAAAAUCGUCGAGUCGUAGAGACAGAGAGUGAGAUAAUGGGAGUAAUGAGCUUGGAUGGAAGCAUGGAGGGUCUUCAAUCUAAACUGGAAAGAUGGAGAGCAGAGCUUCCGCCAGUUUACGAUUCCAGUGAUAUCUCAAGUUUUCCUGCUAGUAGCACUUCUAAAGAAAGCAAAAUUGUUAAACGACACAGCCGCAGGCACAGUGCUGAUGAUGAUGGCACGUUUACUUGCUUCGGUAGAUUUUGUGGUUUAGAGUGUUCAAUUGUAUGUGGUGGCCCUGCCAGGAGGAAAACAGAUGGGAAGAGGAAUCGAAGCUAUUCCAUGGAUAAUUUGAGGUAUAAUGUUUAA
Populus euphratica (Euphrates poplar) is the source of this 1776-nucleotide messenger RNA. RefSeq lists its product as uncharacterized. Bases 298 to 1776 code for a protein of 492 amino acids. Gene Ontology annotation, biological process: defense response. Lineage: Eukaryota; Viridiplantae; Streptophyta; Magnoliopsida; Malpighiales; Salicaceae. The record is from RefSeq and is a predicted model, not a curated record. The transcript has a single exon.